Molecule: messenger RNA, 2185 nt
Organism: Dipodomys spectabilis (banner-tailed kangaroo rat)
Lineage: Eukaryota; Metazoa; Chordata; Mammalia; Rodentia; Heteromyidae
Gene: Pomgnt2
Product: protein O-linked mannose N-acetylglucosaminyltransferase 2 (beta 1,4-)
Exons: 2
Coding region: 198-2087 (629 amino acids)
Biological process (GO): protein O-linked glycosylation via mannose
Cellular component (GO): endoplasmic reticulum
Molecular function (GO): protein binding; protein O-acetylglucosaminyltransferase activity
Source: RefSeq, a predicted model, not a curated record
AGGUGGCGGCAGCGCGGGCGGCUGGCGUCACGGCGUGCGCGUUGGCCGCGGGGUCAGCAGCGGGACCUCCCGGGACGUGAGCCGGGCGGGCUGCAGGCCUCGCGGGCCCUCGGGAUGGGUGAAGGCCGCUGGUCCCACAGCCCGUGCUCGGGGCCCGCGUCCCGCUAGCGCCCCCCCCGCGCCCGCCCCGCGUCACGAUGCACCUGUCGGCCGUGGUGAACGCGCUGCUGGCGGCCGUGCUGGCGGCCGUGCUGUGGCGGCACGUGCGGCUGCGCGAGCACGCGGCCGGCCUGGAGGCCGCGCUGGAGGCGAGCGGCGGGCAGCAGCGGGAGCCGGAAGCGGAGGCGGAGCAUGCGCAGGCCACCGCCGCCGCCGCCGCCGCCGCGCAGGCGCAGUCCGCGCGCGCCGCCGCCGACUACGCCGGCGCCCUGCGCGCGCUGGCGGAGGGCGGGACGCGCAUGCUCUGCACGGGCCGCACGCACACGGAGCGCGUGUGCCGCUUCCGGGGCCUGUGCUACUCGAGCGAGGCGGACGAGUUCGUGUUCUUCCACGGCAACGCGUCGGCCAUGCUGCCCAACCUGGGCGCCCGGCGCUUCCAGCCGGCGCUGCUGGACCUGUCGGCGGUGGAGGACCACAACACGCAGUACUUCAACUUCGCCGAGCUGCCGGCGGCCGCGCUGCGCCUGCUGCCGCGGCCGGUGUUCGUGCCGGAACCCGUGCUGAUCGCCAACCGCUUCAACCCGGACAACCUGAUGCACGUGUUCCACGACGACCUGCUGCCGCUCUUCUACACGCUGCGCCAGUUCCCGGGGCUGGCGGGCGGCGCGCGGCUGCUGUUCGCCGAGGGGCGGGGCCGCGGCGCGCACUUCCGGCUGUACGAGCUGCUGAGCGCGCGGCCGCCGCUGCUGCGCGCGCAGCUCCCGGCGCUGGGCCGCCUGCUGUGCUUCCCGCAGGCCUUCGUGGGGCUCAGCAAGGCCACCACGUGGUACCAGUACGGCUUCGCGCAGCCGCAGGGCCCCAAGCCCAACAUCCUGGUGUCGGGCCACGAGAUCCGGCAGUUCGCGCGCUUCCUGGCCGAGCGGCUCGGGGUGCCCACGGGGCCCGGGGGUCCCGACCCCCCGCCGCCGCCGCCGCCACCCCCGGAUCAGGACUACAUCCUGGUCUUCACCCGCACCCGCAACCGGCUGAUCCUGAACGAGGCGCAGCUGCUGCUGGAGCUGGCCCGCGAGUUCCAGAUGAAGACGCUCACCGUGUCCCUGGAGGAGGAGGACGAGGAGGAGGAAGGGGAGCAGGAGGGGGGACAGGGGGGGACCCGGCCCUUCGCCGACGUGGUGCGGCUGGUCAGCCGGGCCUCCAUGCUGGUCAGCAUGCACGGGGCGCAGCUGAUCACCGCCCUCUUCCUGCCCCGCGGGGCCACCGUGGUGGAGCUGUUCCCCUACGCCGUCAACCCGGACCACUACACCCCGUACAAGACGCUGGCCACCCUGCCCGGCAUGGACCUGCGCUACGUGGCCUGGCGCAACACCCGGCCCGAGGACACGGUCACGCACCCGGACCGGCCGUGGGACCAGGGCGGCAUCGGCCACCUCGACCGGGCCGAGCAGGAGCGCAUCGUGCAGAGCCGCGAGGUGCCCCGCCACCUGUGCUGCCGCAACCCCGAGUGGCUCUUCCGCAUCUACCAGGACACCCGGGUGGACGUGCCGUCGCUCAUCCGGACCAUCCGGCGCACCGUGCCCGGCCGGCCCGGCCCGACCCCGGGCCGGCCCCAGGGCGCCGUCAGCCUGUACCCCAGCAAGGUGCGGGAGGCCCGGUGCCAGGGCUCGGCGCGGGGAGACGCCGGGGCCCGCCUCACCGUGUCCUGGCAGAUGCCCUGGAACCUGCGGUACCUGAAGGUGAAGGAGGUGAAGUACGAGGUGUGGCUGCAGGAGCAGGGCGAGAACACCUACGUGCCCCACCUCCUGACCCUGCAGAACCACACGUUCACGGACAACAUCAAGCCCUCCACCACCUACCUGGUGUGGAUCCGCUGCAUCUUCAACAAGAUCCUCUCGGGACCCUUCGCAGACGUGCUGGUGUGCAGCACGUAGCAGCCUGGGUGUGCGGCCAGGCCGGGCCUCCCUCCCUUCCUCCCCUCUCUGGGCAGACAGUGGAUCUCUCUCGCUUAGGGGAUCUUUUCUGCACCCCU